Molecule: messenger RNA, 4782 nt
Organism: Plasmodium relictum
Lineage: Eukaryota; Apicomplexa; Aconoidasida; Haemosporida; Plasmodiidae
Gene: MSP1
Product: merozoite surface protein 1, putative
Exons: 1
Coding region: 1-4782 (1593 amino acids)
Cellular component (GO): membrane
Source: RefSeq, a predicted model, not a curated record
AUGAAAAUAAAAUUUUUUUUGUUUUUUUUUAUUUUUCUUGGUACAAAUUCUUUUGGUAAACAAUAUAACGAUAACUAUGAAGGUCUUAUCAAUAAAUUAGAAUUAUUAGAAGAAUUAGUUGUAAGUGGAUAUGAUCUAUUUAAAAAAAAAAAUGUAGAAAGUGGUUCAAAACAAAAAAUAAUUAAAUUCCUUAGUAGAGCUGAAGAACUGAAAUUUCCAAAACUUAAUAAUUUAAUAAAUCACAUAAAGAGUGUAAUUAAUAAAGAUAAUGGAUUGGAUUAUUUAAUUGAAAGAUAUGAAGAAUUUGACGAAUUAAUGAAUAUCAUAGAUUUUUACUUUGAUUUAUUAAGGGCUAAGCUUCAAGAUAUGUGCAUGCGCGAUGGUUGCAAAAUACCAUUUUACCUUAAAAUAUAUGAUGGUGAAUUGAACGUUCUCAGAAAAGUUGUUUUAAGUUAUCGAAUGCCUUUACAAAAUAUUAAAAAUAAUAUAAAUAAACUGCAAGCCUUUAUUAAAGCUAAUGAAAGUACAGUAAAAAAAUUAAAAGAAUUAAUUCAAACUGCUGAACAAGUUAUAGAAAGUAAGAAGACUGGUCUUGCUGAUACUGGUAAAGUACAAGAAAGAAAAGACACAUACAGAGCACAAUAUGAUAUUUAUUUUUAUAAAAAACAAUUGGAAGAAUCCGAAAAAAUGAUAGAAGUAUUAAAACAUCAUCUUAAAAAAAUAAGGUCAAAUGAAGAUAUAAAACCAUUGCUUGAGCAAAUCAAGGAAAAAACUAAAACGCAACCUGUAGAUGAAGGAAAAAAAAAAGAAAUUGCUGAACUUGAAGCUAAAGUACAAAAUAUUGCUAAAAAUAUAAGACUUAAUAUAGAAAGUUUAAUUUUAGAUCCUCAUGAAUUAGAAUUUUAUUUAAGAGAGAAAAGAAAAAAAUCUACUAAUAUAGCAGAUCCUGAAAAUUCUGAAGAUGAAAACUUGGCAGUUUCAGGAAAUGUAAGUGAUACUUACCCCCACGGUAUUGAAACACCUUUAGCAGAAAAUGAUAUUAAAGAUAUAUUACGUCCAAGAAAUGAUAAGUUACCAUUUGGUAAUUUAUAUGAUCCUCAGUAUGGAAAUAUUAUAGAAGGUAUUACGAUCCUUCAAGAUAAGUACGAACUUAAUGAUUUUUUAAGUAAAAUUAAAGAUAUUGUUACAUCAACAAAAAAGUUUUUAACUUAUUCAAAAAGUAAUUAUGAUCGUCUAUCUAGUUUACAUGUUGAAGAAUCAAACAGAUACAAGCCAUUAAUUGAAGACUUUUUAAAAUCUAAACACGCUAAUGCUCUUCAAGAACAAAAAGUUACAGAAUUGGUAGAAAAAAGAAAUUCUUUUGUUUCAAGUAAAAGUAUAUCUAAAGCAUUUUCUACUUAUUAUGAAAAUUCUGAAUCGCAUAUAGAAAAAUUAGAGGGGCAACGUAAGUAUUUAGAAGACUACUCAUUAAGAAAAGCUUUUACUAAAAAAGAGAUUAACAAAUAUACAGAAUUAAAGAAAAAAAUAGAAACAGAAAUUAAUGAAUUAACAGAACAAUUAAAGGAAGAAGAAAAAGAACUAUCGGCAAAUCCUAGUGAUAUAGAUAAUAUUGUGGAAUAUAUGCAAGCUAAUAAACAAUUAAUAAUCCAAAAAGUAGAAGAAUUAAAAAAAGUAGAAAAACUUUUAAAGGAUGUGCAAUUAAUGGAUAGACUGUAUGUUCCACGUUUAUAUAAAUCAAAACAUAAAGCAGAACCUUACUAUUUAUUUAUUAUAAAGCAUGAAGUUGAUAAAAUGAAAUCUUUUAUACCAAAAAUAAAUAAUUUACUACAAGAAGAAAAAAGUAAAUUAGAAAAAUUAACAAAAACUACAACUGCAGAACAAACAAAUGUACCUGGCAAGGUAACUCCACCAGUUGUUGCAGCAGAUGAAGAAGUUACACAAGUAACUACACCAUCAUGUUCUUCAAGCGCAUGCUCAUCAUCACAAACACACGAAACGCCAUCACCAGAUUUAGAAAAAACAGCACAACCAAGUCUACAAGCACCAGAACAACAAAGUUCAGGAAAUAUAGAAAAUCCUGUAGAAGAAGCAAGAAAAAAAGUAGAUUUUUUUGAAAAAUUGUAUAAUUUCUUAAAUUCCAGUUAUAUAUGCCAUAAAAAAUUGUUGUUAUCUAAUUCAACAAUGAACAAAAAUUUAUUAGAAAAAUAUAAAUUAACCAAUGAAGAAGAAAAAAAAUCAGGUUCAUGUAAUUCAUUAGAUUUAUUACAUAAAAUUCAAAAUAAUAUGAAAGUCAUGUAUUCCUUGUAUGAAAAUACGAACAGUGAUUUACAAUAUUUCUAUUAUAAGUUAUUUAAGAAGGAACUUAUUUAUAAUAUAUAUCAACUAAGAAAUAAUGAUAAAAUCAAAGAACUAUUAACAAAUUCACCAAACGAUCAGCCUGUUGAACCUUCAACCCAAACCCAGCAAAAUCAAAGAGCAGGAGAAAACUUAAGAGGGGAAAGAGAACCAUCUUUACCAUUAAGUGAAGAUAGAUUAAAUCAAACAGUACAAGGAAAUAACGUAAUGGAAGAAUCUGAUGUAACACAUGAAAAUGAUACACAAGAAACAAUCGAUCAAAAUUCUGAAGAAAAUUCACAUUCAGAAGAAGAUAGAAGACAAAAUGAAAAUCUUUUAGAAUCAUAUUUGCUUCAAAGCGAAACAUAUGAAAAUGAAUAUUUAAUAAGUUUUAUAAAAUCUAAAAGAGAAGUAAUUAAUCAAAUGAACCCAGAAAAAGAGCAAGAAUUACUUAACGAAAUUAGUGAAUUAAGAGAAAAGGUGAAGUUACUAUUUUCUAAUCUCAAUAAAUAUAAAUUAAAAUUAGAAAGAUUAAUAAAUAAGAAGAAUGAAACUUUACGUUAUCGAGCUAUUCUUAAAAGAAAGGAAGCUUUAAAAGAACAAUUACAAAAAAGAUUAAAUAGACUCAAUAAACAAGAAGCUUCAGUAUUACAAAAUUUCUCUAUUUUCUUUAAUAAAAAAAGAGAAAAUGAAAAAGAGAAAGUAAAAAAUAUGCUACAAAACAAUGAAAAAUUAAUGAAGCAUUAUAAAUAUGUUAUUAAAUUUUAUAAUGGUGAAUUAUCUCCACUAAAAUCCAUAAGCAAUCUAGCAAUUCAAAAAGAAAAUAAUUACUUAAAUUUAGAGAAAUUUAGAGCAUUAAGUGAAACGGAAGAAAUAAAAAAGAAAAAUGUUGAUUUAGAAAAAAGCAUUAUAGGUUCUCUAUCAAGUGGAUUAUACCAUCUAUUGUCAGAAUUAGAAAAACUUAUAGAUAAUAAUAAUUAUAAUGGUGAAUCUAAUGAUGCAAAUGGUUUAUCAGUUCAAAAAGCAUUAAAUUUCAAUGCUGAUUUAUUUCCAGAAAGUUCAGAAGGAAGCCAAAGUGCAUCUUCAAUUAACGGUUCAUUAAGCCCUGAACCAAGUACAGUAACUAACUCAGAUCCUCAAAGCCCGCCAUCCCAAGAACAACCUGUACAAACUGAAAGUGCCCAAGAAACCAAUGCAAUCACACCAACUGAUGGAAAUACAGAUAGCUCUGAAGGUAGUACUAUCGCUGCUUCUAAUACAGAAAAUAAUUUAAAUCAAGCAACAACGGGUACAUCAGAAGAAACUGAACCUGAAGAAAAUGUCCUUUCUAGAUUUGAUAAUGCAACUUCUAAUGAGUAUUUAAAAAAGGUAGCUGAAACUUAUAAAACUUUAAAAAAAGAAACUGAAAAACAUAUUAAUUCACUAAAUAGCAACAUUAUUGAUAUAUUAGAAUCAAACUUCACGAAAAGAAAUUAUUUCCUAAAUGUUCUGGAUUAUGAUUUAAUUUCAUUUGAACAUGAAUUUUCAAAUGAUUAUAUUAUUGAAGAUCCAUUUAAAGUGAUAGAACCAGAAACAAGAAAUAAACUUUUAGGAAAUUAUAUUUAUAUCUUAGGAUCAAUAAAUAAGGAUAUAUCUUUUAUUAAUGAAAAUUUAUCAUAUUUUACAAAAAUAUCUCAAAAAUAUAGUCAUAAUUUAGAACAAAUUAAAAGUAUAAUUGAAAAAAAAAAAUCACAGGAUGAAAAACUUCUUCCUUUUUUGAUAAGCUUUCAGAAUCUAUAUGAAACAUCAUUGAACAAUAUCGGAAAUUAUAAAAAUGCUUUAGAUUCAAAGGUUGCUAAUUGUGAACAAAAUAAAGAAUUAAUGGAAGUUAAGAUACAAAAAAUCAAGGAUAAUAACAAUGUUCAAGAAACAAUAGAAAAUUUAAAAAAAAAUAAAAGAGAGGGUGAAGAUAAUUAUUUAUAUGAUUCCAAUAAUAGAACUAAAAAAUUAUCACCCAAUGAACAUAGAAAUCGUAAACAGUUAUGGACAAGAUUUAAACAAUUAAGAAUUGUUCAUGAAAAUAAUAUGAAUUCACUCUUUUCAAAUUUCGAUCAACAAGAUCUUGAACAGAUAUAUGAAGAUGUUUCACAACAUAUAUGUAUAAAUACAGUAUGCCCCAUAAAUUCGGGAUGUAUUAGACGUUUAAAUGGAAAGGAGGAAUGUAGAUGUCUUUUGAAUUUCAAGAAAGAAGGAAUGAUGUGUGUUCCUGAUGAAAAUCCUACUUGUGAAAUUAAUAAUGGUGGAUGUGAUACAACGGCAAAUUGUACAAGCAAUGGAGAGCAAAUUACCUGUACUUGUAAAUUAAAUAAGUCUUUUCCUAUCCACCAAGGAAUAUUCUGUAGUUCUUCAAAUUACUUAAGUUUAUCAUUUUUAUUAAUUAUUAUUUUUAUUUUAUAUAACUUAAUUUAA